This is a messenger RNA of Diospyros lotus (date-plum), 1143 nucleotides long. RefSeq names its product riboflavin synthase. Bases 118 to 942 code for a protein of 274 amino acids. The record is from RefSeq and is a predicted model, not a curated record. Gene Ontology annotation, molecular function: riboflavin synthase activity. Gene Ontology annotation, biological process: riboflavin biosynthetic process. Lineage: Eukaryota; Viridiplantae; Streptophyta; Magnoliopsida; Ericales; Ebenaceae. The transcript has 2 exons.
AUUAGCAUGUAAGCGGUCAAACAAAACGACGCCUUAAUAAGUACAUCUUUCUCACCUUCUUCCCAGACCGAUCCAACUUUCCCUGAAUCGUAAAUUUUCCGUCAACCCAAACGGGACAUGGCUCUCUCCACCUCCAUCAGCUCAUUCUCCAAAACUCUAAAGCCCUCUCUUCCAAAACCCACAAUCUUCAGCCUCCUCAAAGCUCCUCCCAACACCCACAUGCUCAAGCAGGCUCUUCGUCUCAACCCUCCACCCCUCUCUCUCAUCUUUACUGCCAAAAAUCUCAAACCCAAUCUCCAAUUCAAGCCUCACUACAGCCCAAUCCGAUCCCUCUUCACCGGAAUCGUGGAGGAAAUGGGCGAGGUCAGACAUCUAGGUUUCGCCGACGACGGCGAAGGAUUCACCAUGAAAAUUUUCUCCAAAACCGUCCUCGAAGACGUCAACCUCGGCGACAGCAUUUCUAUCAACGGCACCUGCCUCACUGUCACCCAUUUCGACACCCAGUUGUCCGAAUUCACCGUCGGAUUAUCUCCGGAAACGCUCAGGAAAACGUCGUUAAUUGAGCUCGAAGCUGGGUCACUGGUCAAUUUGGAGAGGGCCCUGAAACCCUCGACCAGAAUGGGAGGGCAUUUCGUGCAGGGCCACGUCGACGGCACCGGCGAAAUCGUCGCCACCGAGAGGGAAGGCGACUCGCUGUGGGUGACGGUGAGGACGACGCCGGAGAUGUUGAAGUACAUUGUACCGAAAGGGUUUAUCGCUGUGGAUGGGACUAGUUUGACGGUCGUCCAGGUGUUUGAUGAAAUGCAGUCGUUUAAUUUCAUGUUGGUGGAUUAUACCCAGCAGAAGGUAGUGAUUCCACUGAAGAAAAUUGGCCAGAAGGUGAACUUGGAGGUGGAUAUUCUUGGCAAGUAUGUGGAGCGGCUUCUUAAGUCUUCUUCUUGAUACAAAGGGCCACAAAAGCGGCAUUAUUAGCUUUUGCCUUAGAGGAACACAUUUGGGGGAGCAAAGACGGGUUUUGUAAAAUUAACACCCUGUUUGGAAUGAAUGAACUUGAAUUGUGGAAUUCAUUUGCAAAUGGACUCUCAUGUUUGGUAUGCCACAACUUAAAACAUGGAAUUCAGAUGAAUUCCACAAACUCCGGUU